This is a messenger RNA of Bombina bombina (fire-bellied toad), 1701 nucleotides long. RefSeq names its product NADPH oxidase 3 (gene NOX3). Lineage: Eukaryota; Metazoa; Chordata; Amphibia; Anura; Bombinatoridae. Gene Ontology annotation, biological process: superoxide anion generation; defense response. Gene Ontology annotation, cellular component: NADPH oxidase complex; plasma membrane. Gene Ontology annotation, molecular function: superoxide-generating NAD(P)H oxidase activity. The transcript is spliced from 12 exons. Bases 1 to 1701 code for a protein of 566 amino acids. The record is from RefSeq and is a predicted model, not a curated record.
AUGUUCAUGUACAUCAGAGCCUCUUGUUUUUUUCUAUUGCAGAUUAUAUGGCUGGGAAUAAACAUAUAUUUAUUUAUUAACACAUUUUUAUGGUUUGAAAAAUCAGAUUCCUAUCACUAUACUCGAGUUAUCCUUGGUUCAUCAUUGGCAUGGGCAAGAGCAUCUGCAAUGUGUCUGAACUUCAACAGCAUGUUAAUCCUGUUACCAGUCUGUAGAAAUUUUAUUUCAUUCCUCAGGGGAUCAAGCACCUGUUGCAGAGGAAGUAUACGAAGACUUCUGGACCAAAAUAUUACUUUUCACAAGCUAGUCGGUUAUAUGAUCACUUUACACGUAGCAAUCCAUAUUAUUGCACAUGUCAUUAACAUAGAACGUUAUCACAAGAGUCAGUCAAGAGAAGCAGGAGGACUGUACAAUAUGCUUUCUUACAUUGGAAACAAAUCAAAUGAAAGCUUUUUAAACCCUAUUAGAGACUAUAACACAAAUAUAACCAAGGAAGUUUUUGUCACACUGGCAGGAAUCACCGGUUUACUGAUUACCUUGGCUCUUGUAUUAAUUAUAACUUCAUCCACAGAAGUGAUAAGAAGAUCGUUUUAUGAAGUAUUUUAUUACACUCACAACUUGUCUAUUGUAUUCUUCAUUGGUCUUGUUAUUCAUGGUGCAGGGCAGGUGGUUCGUGGUCAAACACAGCAGAGUAUGUUACUACAUAAUAUUUCAUAUUGCAAAGAUCAUUAUAACGAGUGGGGACAAAAUGCAAUGUGUCCGCUACCAGAGUUUGCUGGAAACAAACCUGCGACCUGGAAGUGGGUUGUUUGCCCUUUAUUUCUAUACACCUUUGAAAGAAUGAUUCGUUUCUGGAGAUCAAAGCAAAAAGUUAUCAUCACAAAGAUGGUGAUCCAUCCAUCUGGAGUUUUAGAACUUCAAAUGAAAAAAUGUGGAUUUAACAUGGAGCCUGGGCAGUAUGUUUAUCUUCAGUGCCCUGCAGUAUCACACUUUGAAUGGCACCCGUUUACACUUACUUCAGCUCCAGAGGAACAGUUUUUCAGUGUACAUGUGAGGUCGGUUGGAGACUGGACCAAAGAACUUUUUACUGUAUUUGGAAUAGACAACCAUCUGUCUAUGGAACCGUGGCAGCUGCCAAGGUUGGCUGUAGAUGGACCAUAUGGAUCGGCAACCACAAAUGUAUUCAACUAUCAAGUUAGUGUUUGUAUCGCUGCUGGAAUAGGAGUAACACCAUUCGCGUCAGUGCUGAAAUCAAUUUGGUAUAAGUACAGCAAUUCAAACGCAGACAUGAAAUUGGAAAAGGUGUAUUUCUACUGGAUUUGUCGAGAUACUCGCGCCUUUGAAUGGUUUGCUGAUCUUCUUAAAUCUUUAGAAGUACAAAUGGUGGAGAGAGGCAAAACCAAUUUUCUGAGUUAUCACUUAUUCCUGACAGGCUGGGAUGAAAAUCAGGCCGCACAUAUAGCAAUGCAUUAUGACGCCAAUUUGGAUGUGAUUACUGGACUGAGACAUAAAACACUCUAUGGAAGGCCCAAUUGGAACAAAGAAUUUAGACAUAUUGCUGGGAAUCACCCAAGUAACAGCAUUGGAGUGUUCUUUUGUGGACCGAAAUCUCUCUCCAAGAUACUCAACAAGAUGUGCAGCUUACAUUCUUCAUCUGACCCACGGGGAGUUCAUUUCCAUUACAAUAAGGAGAGUUUUUAA